GCGGUGAAGCAGAAUGCGGGAAGUGGAAGAGAAUCAGCCGCCGUACACAGGCAAGAUCUGCUGUAUUGGCGCUGGUUACGUGGGAGGACCCACCAUGGCCAUGGUGGCGUUGAAGACAGGUCUCACUGUGACUGUGGUGGAUCUUAACAAGCAGAGGAUCGAUGCUUGGAAUAGUGACAGGCUGCCAAUUUACGAACCUGGUCUCGAGGAGGUCGUCAAGCAGACCCGAGGGAAGAAUCUCUUCUUUAGCACAGAUGUGGAAGCUGCUGUAAGAGAUGCGGCGAUCAUCUUUGUUUCUGUCAACACCCCAACCAAGGAGUAUGGCUUCGGCAAGGGACGGGCAGCAGACUUGACUUAUUGGGAGGGAGCUGCUCGCUCCAUUAGCAAGGCGACAGUUCCGGGCUCGGCUUUGUUCCAAGGAUUCAAGAUCGUGGUCGAGAAGAGCACUGUUCCGGUCAGCACGGCUGACGCCAUGACAUGUGUGCUCCAAGAGAACUGCCCUGCUGGGGUUCACUUCCAGGUGUUGUCAAACCCGGAGUUCCUUGCGGAGGGGACGGCGAUCGCUGACCUGACGCAACCUGAUCGAGUUCUCAUCGGAGGGUCCAUGAGCAAGGAGGGAAUCAUGGCGAUCGAGGCCCUUGCUUCCGUCUACGCUCAUUGGGUCCCGCGCGAGAGGAUCGUGAAAUCCAACGUCUGGUCAGCUGAGCUCUCGAAGCUGGUAGCCAACGCCUUCCUGGCUCAGAGAAUCUCAUCCGUGAAUGCUCUUUCGGAGCUCUGCGAGGCUACAGGAGCGGACAUCGACCAUGUCGCCUCUGCCAUCGGCUCUGAUCCGGGCAUCGGCCCUAAGUUUCUCAAGUGCGGGCCCGGCUUCGGAGGCUCUUGCUUUCAGAAGGACAUUCUAAACCUGGUCUACCUCUGCCAGUCCGCUGGCCUCACUGACGUCGCCGAGUACUGGCUGCAGGUCAUCCGCAUGAACGACCAUCAGAAGAGACGCUUUGGAAAGCUCAUCGUCGACACCAUGUUCAACACCAUCAACGACAAGAAGAUUGCUGUCCUCGGCUUCGCCUUCAAGGCUGACACUGGAGACACGCGCGAGUCGCCGGCGAUCGACAUCUGCGGGACGAUGCUGAACGAGAACGCCAAGGUCACUGUCUUCGACCCUGAGGUCACAGAAGAUCAGGUGCUGCAGUUCAGAGAUCUCGACUACCGCCGCAUCUUCGACACCAUGUGCAAGCCAGCCUUCAUCUUUGACGGCCGCAACAUCCUCGACCACGACCAGCUGCAGAGUAUCGGGUUUCGCAUUCAAGGCCUGGGAAAGCCAAAGACGCUCGAAAUAGUGUCGGGCAGUUGA
Messenger RNA from Guillardia theta CCMP2712, 1351 nucleotides. RefSeq names its product UDP-glucose 6-dehydrogenase. Gene Ontology annotation, biological process: glycosaminoglycan biosynthetic process. Gene Ontology annotation, cellular component: nucleus; cytosol. The transcript has 19 exons. The record is from RefSeq and is a predicted model, not a curated record. The coding region runs from base 14 to 1351 and encodes 445 amino acids. NCBI's taxonomy places the organism in Eukaryota, Cryptophyceae, Pyrenomonadales, Geminigeraceae. Gene Ontology annotation, molecular function: NAD binding; UDP-glucose 6-dehydrogenase activity.